Molecule: messenger RNA, 951 nt
Organism: Eutrema salsugineum
Lineage: Eukaryota; Viridiplantae; Streptophyta; Magnoliopsida; Brassicales; Brassicaceae
Exons: 1
Coding region: 1-951 (316 amino acids)
Source: RefSeq, a predicted model, not a curated record
AUGGUGAGCAACACCCCCGACGAUAACAACAACAACAACAACAACAACAACAACAACGACAACAGCGCGGAGAAGGACGCUCCACCAUCGGGCACAACAACGGCGACAACUGAAACCCAAGAGGAGAUGCGAAACAUAAUGGCUACGUUGAUGAAGAAAAUCGACGAGCAGGACAAAAGGAACGAGGCGAUUAUGGAAAGGCUCGACGCGAUGACAGCUGAGAGACGACACCCGACUUGGAGAGCCGGAAUCUCUGAUCCGACGGAUGGAGUCCGGAGACGUUUCGAUUUCUCAACACCUGCAGGAGCUUUGGGUAGCGGCACAAGAAAUCCCAUGGCUCCACCAAUGUUUCGUCCCCUCAGCAAACAGACUCCCGCAGCAACUCGAAUAACCAUGACCGAACUGCCUUUACUCCGUCAGAAUUCAAGGCAACGAGCCGACGACGCGAUCGACGUGGACGCCCAACAAAACGACGGAACCAGGAAUUUGCAACAAAACGGCUCGGCUCAGCGAAUAAGCCAAGAAAAGCUCGCCUCGGCACUAAAUGGCAUUCGGACUGAUGAAGUCACUGACCCGGAUCGCGACGACAACCCAACUGAAGAAGAGGAAAAUCUCCAAUGGGUCAAGCAGGCAGAGCGCGAAGACGAGCCGAAGAGAGAAGAUCAGGAGCGACUUCGCCAAUCUAAGAGAAUGACUCGUGCACAAACCCUCGAAAUCGAAGAGUUGCGAGCCUCAAUGGCUCGAACAGUGGCCGAGAUACGCGCCAUGAAAUCUCAGGUGCAUAACGCGACAAGUGUCGCGCCUGAGAUCGAUCAAAUGCUCGAAAAAACUCAGAGAACACCGUUCACAGUAAGAAUCACGGAGGCUAGGAUUUCCGAGCCCAGAAAAGUGAGAAUCCCAUUCUACGAAGGCACAACUGACCCGAAGGCGCAUAUCACAGCAUUCGGAUAG